Messenger RNA from Pelobates fuscus (common spadefoot toad), 1746 nucleotides. RefSeq lists its product as uncharacterized. The transcript is spliced from 6 exons. The record is from RefSeq and is a predicted model, not a curated record. NCBI's taxonomy places the organism in Eukaryota, Metazoa, Chordata, Amphibia, Anura, Pelobatidae. Bases 1 to 1746 code for a protein of 581 amino acids.
AUGGGUACACUACCCACCCCAGAGGAAUCCAGAACUGAGCCUUCAAUUUCCCUGAUGGAAAAACAACCCACUCCAGAGGAAUCAGAAACUGUGUCUUCAGGUGCAACUCUGGAAAAAGGACCCGCCCCAGAGGAAUCAAAAACUAGGUCUUCGAGCUCAACCCAGGAAAAAGGACAAACUCUAGAGGAAUCAGAAACUGGGUCUUCGAGCGCAGCUCUUGAAAAAGGACCAACUGUAGAGGAAUCAGAAACUGUGUCUUCAAGUUCAGCUCUGGAAAAAGGACCCAUUCCAGAGGAAUCAGAAACUGGGUAUUCAGGUUCAACCCUGGGAAAAGGACCUACCCCAGAGGAAUCAGAAACUGGGUCUUUGAGCUCAACCCAGGAAAAAGGACCAACUUUAGAGGAAUCAGAAACUGUGUCUUCAAGUUCAACCCUGGAAAAACGACCCAUACCAGAGGAAUCAGAAACUGGGUCUUCAGGUUCAACCCUGGAAAAAGAACCCACCCCAGAGGAAUCAGAAACUGGGUCUUUGAGCUCAACCCAGGAAAAAGGACCAACUUUAGAGGAAUCAGAAACUGUGUCUUCAAGUUCAACCCUGGAAAAACGACCCAUACCAGAGGAAUCGGAAAUUGGGUCUUCAAUUUCAAAGCUAGAAAAACAAUCCAUUCAAGAGAAGGCAAAAAACAAGCUGGACUCUCAAUCCACAAUGGAAAAUAGUUUAAGAGAGGAGCUGGACCGAGAUACAUUGAAAGAAAAUGGGGAUUUAAAAUGUAGGGCAGAAAAUCAAAACAUGCAAGAAAAUCUUGAGAGUGCUAUGGAAAAUACUAUGAGAAACGUGAAUGUCCACCUCGAUGCGAUUGUUACGUUUAUCUGCCAGAUCCCACUGGUCUUUUCUAGUAUCCUAAGCCUUGUUAUAAACAUCAUAUAUCUGGUUCUCCAGAUUCUACUCUACUCAUUGUCACAGGCUCCAAACAUAUUGAACAAUCUGGGUCUCAAGGUGAAAUUCCGUGAGGAUAAAGUCUUGUUAUUCCUGCUUUGCAUUUCUAAUUAUCCCAGUGCGGUUGGAUACUGCGAAGGUUCAUGCAAAGCCUCCGAUCUGGUGAAUCAAAUCCUCGUCAUCCGAACUGAAACUGUUAUUUACUGUCAGUUCCACAGCAAUGCGACAUUCCCCACUACUUACCAGUGUUUAGACCACACUGCCAUUGUAGUGAAUAAGACCUGCCUGAAACUCCGGACCGAGGAAUGGCCAGAAUCUGGGUAUAUUUUGGACUUUGGCAAAGGACCACGUGGGGAAUCCAUGAAUUUUAUAAAAGAUGGAUGCUGGAAUUCCACAGAUACCCAGCCAGUCUCUGCUCGGAAAGCUAGGAAUCGCGCUAUAACGGCUGUCAUAAUCGCCAUCGCUGUGUCAGGAAUUCUUAUACUAAUCGGUUGCAUUUACAAAAAUUGCUGCCCACAGCCUGCUGCCUUAUCACCUUCUCAUCAUCAUCGUGGAAGCCAGGAUUCCGAAGCCCAGACCUUCAAUAUCACAGAGACCCCCAAGGCCAAUGACCCGGAGAGGACUCCAUUGUCUCUUAGUUCUAAGCGAUCCAGUGUGAGGGCUUUUCACAAGGGAACUGGUGCCGUUGACACAAAGCAAAUCCCAAGUGACGAGUUACACUUGGCAAUGCCCAUUGUCAGUGUGGAGAACAUGAAACCAUCUGUGAAAGAAGCUGUGGCCUUCCUUGUAGCAGAUAAACCACCAGCUUAA